This is a messenger RNA of Cylas formicarius (sweet potato weevil), 1591 nucleotides long. It is a transcript of the gene Vti1a, whose product is annotated as vesicle transport through interaction with t-SNAREs homolog 1A. Gene Ontology annotation, biological process: retrograde transport, endosome to Golgi; intra-Golgi vesicle-mediated transport; macroautophagy. Bases 188 to 841 code for a protein of 217 amino acids. Gene Ontology annotation, cellular component: ER to Golgi transport vesicle membrane; SNARE complex; endoplasmic reticulum membrane. Lineage: Eukaryota; Metazoa; Arthropoda; Insecta; Coleoptera; Brentidae. The transcript is spliced from 5 exons. Gene Ontology annotation, molecular function: SNARE binding; SNAP receptor activity. The record is from RefSeq and is a predicted model, not a curated record.
CUGCCGCAGAUCUCUGCAUAAUAUCUAGAAAAAUAAAAUUUUCACUAAAGGAAUCUUUUUUCCCAGUAUUUUAUUAACAUUUACUAAUAUUUCCGCUAUCAAACUUCAUACAAAUGCUACUGAUAAUAAAUAAACAACACGAUCAAGCCAAACGUUCAUAAAUCACAAAAUCGGCGCAGUGCCUAAAAUGGUUUCAAUUUUCGAGGAUUACGAACAGCAAUAUUCGGUUUUAACUGCGGAACUAACUGCACAAAUAGGCUUAUUGACGGCGUCCGCCUCAAAAGACCGCCGUCAGCUGAUCUCAAAAAUAGAAAAACAUGUUGAGGAAGCGCAGGAACUCAUCGAACAAAUGGAUUUGGAGGUUAGGGAAGUUGAGUCAUCGAAAAAGCAUAGGUGUAAAACCCGGCUAGAUUGCUACCGCGCUGAACUCAAGCGGCUAACGUUGGAAUACAUAAAAGCGCGGUCGGUAAAACAGGAAGCUCUGUAUGAUAGCGCGGAAGAACUGCGGGAUAUUCGGAUAAAUAAUGAUCAAAAGCAAAAGCUCCUUGAUAACGCCGAAACCUUGGAAAGGACGGGUAGGAAAUUAAACGACGGGUACAGGGUGGUGGUAGAGACGCAAGAAAUCGGCAACCAAGUUCUGCGAGACUUGUCGGAUCAAAGAGAAACCAUACAGAGAUCGAGAGCGCGAUUACGCGAUACGGGCGAAGAAUUGAGCAGAUCGUCGCGAAUUUUGAACUCGAUGCUUGUGAGGGCCGUCCAACAGAAAGUGAUCCUUUAUACAGUGGCGGCGUGCUUUAUAGCGUUCAUUUGUGUGGGCCUUUAUUUUGGUUUCCACGACUAACACGGCAUCUGUUGCAACAUUGCACCAAAAUCACUCCAUCGCGUCAUAGAUAUAUUUAUUGUUAUUCAUUAUUGAUAUAUAUGGGUCUGUGUGGGACCUGAGGGGUCUCUGACUCGAUAAUUUCCAAGACUUGCGUUAAAUAAAUCAUGCGGGUAAGUUUUCCUCAUUACCCUACAAAUGAAAAAACUACGCGUGGAUCUGGUCUCAACAUGUAAUUACCGUAAAACUGAUUUUCUUUUUAAAUGUUAAUCGACACACUGUUAACUUGUUUUGAGCUAAAGAUUUAAUAGAAUCGGGACAUAUUCGGAGCAAAUACAGUCGAAAAAGUGCCCAUCCCUACUGAAAACCAUUGAAUCGAUGAACUGUCAGCGGCCAUGUUGAUUGUUGGACUUCGGAAGAUCUUAUUGGUGGCUGUGGCUAAAACCAUAUAGCUAUUGGAUAAAAUAGUGACCCUACUAUGGUAAAGACUGAUACUUCUCAGGUGGCUGUGAAGGGAUUGAUUUUACGCGCAUGCAUCUACAAAUUAAAAAAUGAGAUGAGAGAUGUUAAAUGAAAAUGUUCUUAAUUGCUUUAUCGCUUCAUAAUAUGUAUUAUAAGAAUUAGGCAGGUCCUAUGAGCGGAAAACGGUUAUCACGCAACAGUUGAGAUCACUUGAAACGAUUUUCAUCAAGCGUGGCGAUUAUUUGACGUUGACACGGUUGUCACAGUAACAAAUAUGGUAAAGUUACUAAAGUUUGCUUAUUUUAAAGU